Messenger RNA from Hymenoscyphus albidus, 1113 nucleotides. The record is from the annotation of a GenBank genome assembly. Lineage: Eukaryota; Fungi; Ascomycota; Leotiomycetes; Helotiales; Helotiaceae.
AUGAUUAGUCCGCAUUCGGUCUAUACAGACGAUAGAAGAUGCCGUUUUCUUUUGGCACAGUUCUGUCGAGAUAUAGGCUCUACAAGAUUAAAUAGUCUGGAAGUACUGUCUCUCCUUGAUUCAAAUAUCAAUCUCGCGCUAGACCUAGAACUUCAGUUCGAGAAAUCUUUGGACCCACUCAAAAUAUUGCGAAAUGUCAAGUCCGUUGUUGUGCGCAACGCAACAUUCGAAGAAACCCCUUGGCUGCCAGUACCCCCACAAUCUCUACGGCCCAUCGUCUCGAAAAACACUAUGAGUGAUAGCCCAGAAGACUUGAAGGUUUCAGGUCAAUUCAAGGAUGUCAUCACUGGGAGUUCGCUUGUUGAACGUCUAGAAAAAAUGCAUGGCUGCCUGGUCCACUACGUUGCAUCAUUUGAAUCCCGUCCACAAGCUCGCAAAGCCAUGGAACAGGGAUAUUUCUCGGCUCUCUACAGAGAAGAUCAACCUGAAGAUUAUUCCGCCGGCUUUGCCAUGUUCGAUGUCUUCACAGACCAUAUCAUGCAUCAAGCUUUGAGCACAUUAUAUACGUACAUUUUGUACAGCAACAUCGCCGUAAUUAAGUUGCAACGCAAACAAAUAAUCGACUAUCUGGACCCUCAGUAUGAGCGAAUCUGCGAGGCAGCAACAAGACUGAGCAUAUUUCUUGAGCAGGAUAAAUUAGGAACUGGAGGCCCGUUGUCAACACGAGUUCUUGAAGCUCAAAUGCUUCUCGAAGAACUCGGUGAUGCAAUCAUGGAUGGCGAUUCAUCAUUGACGUUCAAAGCCAUAUUGAAAAAAAGCUUGCCAAGCUCCGAAUUGGAGAAAGCCUCAGGAGAGAAGGAGGCAGGGCAAAAGAAGCUGGAACUACCAGGUUCGGGGUAUCGGGAUUUCCUUAGACUCUUUCCAAUUGUGGCGGACCAUUACUAUACUCGCUGUGAUGAAAUCCGCAAGGCGAGAGGAAUGUUAUAUGAGUGUGACCUGGGAGAUGAGACGGAACCCGACUUUUUUGGAGAUAUUUCACAUUACAAGGAGAUGAGUCAACACUUUGGCAUACCGCCGCCUUCUUCGAAAACAAUUCCUGAUGGAGUAGCAUAA